This is a messenger RNA of Insectozyma verbasci, 1317 nucleotides long. NCBI's taxonomy places the organism in Eukaryota, Fungi, Ascomycota, Pichiomycetes, Serinales, Debaryomycetaceae. The record is from the annotation of a GenBank genome assembly.
AUGAUUGAAUCAAAAGAGGAUACUACAAUUUCAAUCACUGAAAAACCAAUUCAACCAAAAAGAAGAAUCAAAUUAUUAACUUUUAACACCUGGGGUUUAAAAUUUGUAUCAAAAUUUAGAAAAGAUAGAUUAAAAGCAAUAGCUAAUCAAUUAGCCAAUCCAACAAUUGACGAAGAUGACUAUGAUAUAAUUGCAUUACAAGAAGUAUGGUGUGAAGAAGAUUGGGAAUAUCUCAACAAAGUAUGUGCCAUUAGAUACCCAUAUCGUAGAAUUUUCAAAAGUGGAAUCAUAACUGGUCCUGGUCUUUCAGUGCUUUCAAAGAUACCAAUUUCAGAAACUUUUCUUUAUAGGUUUCCAAUUAAUGGUAGGGCAUCUGCUUUUUUCCGUGGUGAUUUCUUUGUUGGUAAAUCAAUAGCAAUUACUAUAAUAAAACCAAAUGAUUCAAUUCCUAUAGCAUUAUUAAAUUCUCACAUGCAUGCACCUUAUGGAUCUGGAGAUGCGAGUUAUUCAACUCAUAGAGCAGCUCAAGCUUGGGAUUUUACUAAAAUGGUAAAAAUGUUGAAAAAUGCAGGAUAUGCCGUUAUACAAGUUGGAGAUCUUAAUUCAAAACCCGAUUCAUUACCAUAUAGAUUGUUUACAAUAGAAGGGGGUCUCAAUGACUCAUGGAAUAUAUUACAUAAAGAGAAUGUCAUUGCAAAUGAAGAAAUUAAGAAUUUGUCUUUGCUUGAUCAGAUUAAAUUGGCUGGUGUAACUUGCAACUCGAAGUUGAAUAGUUGGAGAGAAAUGAGACCUAUUCAUGAAGCAUGUCGUUUAGAUUAUGCCCUAAUCGAUGACUACAAUAUUAAACCAAUUGCAGCUAGUGUUAAAUUCGUGGAUAAAAUUCCAAGGAUUAAUUGUUCUUAUUCUGAUCAUUUUGCAUAUGCAGUUGAGCUUGAAAUAAAUGAUUGUUUUGAAGCUAGAGAUCAGGGAGAUAUAGAAGAGAAAUUAAGAGUUUAUAGAGAGUUAUUAACUGAGAUUAAACAUUAUCGAAAUUUUACUAUCCCAUUCCAGGCUAUUUGGAGAAAAUCAUAUUUCAUAUUUAGUUGUGUUAUUGUUAUUGGGAUGCAUGUUGCUAUUGUAUUCGUUUCAAAUGUUGCUGGUUGGGUUAGUGUUUUAUUUUUAUUGUUUACUAGUUUUAUUAUUAUUACGGGGUUAUUGAAUGGUUUGAUUUGGUAUAUGGGUGUUAGAUCUGAACUGAGAGCUUUAGCUGAAGUUCAAUUAGAAGUUGAAGAUGCUUAUAAUUAUUUAUCUAAGGAUAUAAAUACACAGUCAGGAUGA